This is a messenger RNA of Symbiodinium sp. CCMP2592, 9402 nucleotides long. Lineage: Eukaryota; Dinophyceae; Suessiales; Symbiodiniaceae. The record is from the annotation of a GenBank genome assembly.
AUGCCGCUGUCAAAGAUAUCGCAAUCGAGCCAGGUUGUGGUACAUGGCAGCACAUUGGAUGUGGUCGGUGGAAGCCGUCGUGCUACUGUCUUGAGAAUGCUUCAAGGCAUCUGGGGGCACAUCACAAUUCGUGCCCCGUGCAACCUUUUCGAUCCCACCGAUCCAAAAGUGGCGAGUCGGUUUCAUGCUAAGGACACAACAACCGGUGGUGCAGGCAUACUAUUUCAUGGUCGGCAGCAGGAGGCGUGGCACAUGGGCAAGCCGCUGUUCCGUUGUGCGGAGGAAUGGUGUGAUCUCCAAGACGAAGCGGUGCAAAGGAAUCUCGAGCCACUUGCGGCCCCGGUCACUAGCAUUGCAAGCAAGCCUUUGCAAACAUCUGCACCGGCCACGCAGGCAAGCAUCGCCGAAGCCGUUGCAACGGUGCCAUCACCUGCACGGGUCGACCUUCAUGGAGACGACGGUCAUACUGAACAAGGAAGCACAAAUUACAGAGUGGAAGCUCGGUCCUCGGUACUCCGAGCAGCAGCGCAUGGAGAUCCAUGCAACCUUGAGAAGAAGAAGCUUGUGCCAAGCAGCAGCCCAAUUGAAUCUCAAGAAGUUGGUGUCGCAUCUGCAACACAUGCAGGUAGUCGAGAUGCCACGGGCGGAUCUUCAAGCAAAGCGGUCAGCCCUGAGCAACCCGGUGUGGAUCCGAAAGCAGAGGUCGUGGGCCCACUGAUAUUGCGAGUAGGCAUGAUGGUCCUCAUGGCCGGUCCACACUUCAAGUUCCAGUACGGCGAGGUCAUGGAGAUCUCACCUGAAUCGCACAAAGCUGCGCCAAUCAAGGUGCAGUACGAUGCGCCUUUUCAGAAAGUUGCAUGGUUCGCGAUCGACGCUCUGCGAGUGCCUGACUACAGCUCGCUCUCAACGGGCAUGCCGGUGUCUGUGUCUUACAAUGAGAAGGUCUUCUAUGGCCUUAUCAUGCAGAUCUCCACCGAUGUCUCUAGAUCAAGGGCUCCGAUUCAGGUGCGAUACCAGGGCCACACGUCAGAUCACGACGAAUGGGUUGGAGCCGACCGGCUGCGCACAAAACGCCUCCAGUACGUUCAGCCCAAGCUCCUUGACUCGCAGCUGGUAUCGCCAACCCUGCCAACAUGCGAUGAUGCUGAAGAGUGCGAAGAAGCUAGGGAUGUGAUGCCUAGCAGGGGCACCUUUGUGUGUUGCAUGUGGCUGCGGGGCCACUGCCAUCAGGAGAGCGAGCAUUGGUCUGCAGGCCGACAGUUUUUGCAUGAAGAUGUGCCUGGAAUGCUUUGCGGCUUUGGCGCUAGGUGCACGUACCGGCACUACAUGCGCCGGGAAGCACUGAGCGCAGCGGCCACGGACGGUUCGUCCAGCAUAGCAGCCCGUGAGCAGUCCCGUCAGGAGCCGGAAUUGGGGAUCGCGGAUCCCUUGGUGCUACGAGUAGGCAUGAUGGUUUUCAUGACCAGUCAACCAUCCAAGUACGGCGAGGUCAUCGAGAUCUUACCUGAAACACGCAAUGCUGCACCAAUCAAGGUGCAGUACGGCUUGCCAUUUCAGACUGUCGCAUGGUGUGCAGUUGACGAUCUGCAGGUGCCUGACUACACUUCACUCUCAACGGGAAUGGCGGUGUCUGUGUGUUGCAAGGACGAGGGGGUCUUCUUUUGCAAGAUCAUGCAGAUCUCUACCAAGGCUUCAAGAUCAAGGGCUCCGAUUCAGGUGCGAUACCAGGGUCACACGUCAGAAAACGAUGAAUGGGUUGGAGCCGACCGGUUGCGCACAAAAAGCCUCCAGUACGUUCAGCCCAAGUUUCCAGACUCGCAGCUGACAUGGCAGCCCAUACCACAAAGCAAAGAUGCUGAAGAGUGCCAAGAAAUUUGUGAUGCGUUGCCUAGCAGGGACACCUUCGAGCAACAACCGAACAUGGAGUCGGAGUUGGGGAUUACAGAUCCAACAGUGUUGCGUGCAGGCACGAUUGUCCUCAUACGCUUCAAGAACAAGUGCCAAUACGGCGAGGUCAUGGAGAUCUCACCUGAAUCGCACAAAGCUGCGCCAAUCAAGGUGCAGUACGAUGCGCCUUUUCAGAAAGUUGCAUGGUUCGCGAUCGACGCUCUGCGAGUGCCUGACUACAGCUCGCUCUCAACGGGCAUGCCGGUGUCUGUGUCUUACAAUGAGAAGGUCUUCUAUGGCCUUAUCAUGCAGAUCUCCACCGAUGUCUCUAGAUCAAGGGCUCCGAUUCAGGUGCGAUACCAGGGCCACACGUCAGAUCACGACGAAUGGGUUGGAGCCGACCGGCUGCGCACAAAAAGCCUCCAGUACGUUCAGCCCAAGCUCCUUGACUCGCAGCUGGUAUCGCCAACCCUGCCAACAUGCGAUGAUGCUGAAGAGCGCGAAGAAGCUAGGGAUGUGAUGCCUAGCAGGGGCACCUUUGUGUGUUGCAUGUGGCUGCGGGGCCACUGCCAUCAGGAGAGCGAGCAUUGGUCUGCAGGCCGACAGUUUUUGCAUGAAGAUGUGCCUGGAAUGCUUUGCGGCUUUGGCGCUAGGUGCACGUACCGGCACUACAUGCGCCGGGAAGCACUGAGCGCAGCGGCCACGGACGGUUCGUCCAGCAUAGCAGCCCGUGAGCAGUCUCGUCAGGAGCCGGAAUUGGGGAUCGCGGAUCCCUUGGUGCUACGAGUAGGCAUGAUGGUUUUCAUGACCAGUCAACCAUCCAAGUACGGCGAGGUCAUCGAGAUCUUACCUGAAACACGCAAUGCUGCACCAAUCAAGGUGCAGUACGGCUUGCCAUUUCAGACUGUCGCAUGGUGUGCAGUUGACGAUCUGCAGGUGCCUGACUACACUUCACUCUCAACGGGAAUGGCGGUGUCUGUGUGUUGCAAGGACGAGGGGGUCUUCUUUUGCAAGAUCAUGCAGAUCUCUACCGAGGCUUCAAGAUCAAGGGCUCCGAUUCAGGUGCGAUACCAGGGCCACACGUCAGAAAACGAUGAAUGGGUUGGAGCCGACCGGUUGCGCACAAAAAGCCUCCAGUACGUUCAGCCCAAGUUUCCAGACUCGCAGCUGACAUGGCAGCCCAUACCACAAAGCAAAGAUGCUGAAGAGUGCCAAGAAAUUUGUGAUGCGUUGCCUAGCAGGGACACCUUCGAGCAACAACCGAACAUGGAGUCGGAGUUGGGGAGUACAGAUCCAACAGUGUUGUGUGUAGGCACGAUUGUCCUCAUACGCUUCAAGAACAAGUUCCAAUACGGCGAGGUCAUGGAGAUCUCACCUGACUCGCACAAAGCUGCACCAAUCAAGGUGCAGUACGAUGCGCCUUUUCAGAAAGUUGCAUGGUUCGCGAUCGACUCUCUGCGAGUGCCUGACUACAGCUCGCUCUCAACGGGCAUGCCGGUGUCCGUGUCUUACAAUGAGAAGGUGUUCUAUGGCCUUAUCAUGCAAAUCUCCGCCGAUGUCUCUAGAUCAAGGGCUCCGAUUCAGGUGCGGUACCAGGGCCACACGUCAGACGACGACGAAUGGGUUGGAGCCGACCGGCUGCGCACAAAAAGCCUCAAAUACGUGCAGCCCAAGUUCCCAGACGCACAGUGGCUUCCGGCUCCGAGCAGUUGCUUUCGUGCACCACCUGGCCUGGACUCGAUAUGGUCCGAUGUCAGCGCGCCAUCUUUCAAUUGUUCAAGUCCUGAUUCCGUCGGAGGGGGUGCUGCUUCAGGGAGCACCCAGCGCCCGAGUGCUGCUGACCCGACUUCGGCACAGCCGUUGUCCAGCAUCCCGCCAUCAGGUGCACCAUUGCCGUGGAACGAACCGGAAUCUGAAGACGACGAGGACGCUGCAACCAAGCUGGAUUUGGCCCUCACAGCCGUGAGCGAAGCCUUGCGGUGCCGGGGACUGCAUGCCCCGUGGCAAGUGACCCUUGAAGAGGCACUCCGCCCUUCCGCAGCAUCGCCCUUAGUUGCCAGUGUUCUGGCCCACUUUGGGUGGAUGCAAACAAACUUUUCCUCUGAGCCAGAAAUCCAGCAGUUGCAUGAUCAUUUGGUAAAGCUGCGAUCUGACUUAUUUGAGGCUGCCUCAAGUUGUUGCGCUGAAUCGGGUUCAGAUACUGGCGAACCUGUGGGACUGACAGAAGCACUGGUUCAUGAUGGCGCCUCCAGCUGUGCCAUGCAAGCAGGCAGCCUACAUGAGCUGCUUGAAGCGCAGCCCAAUAACAUCGACAAGCUAGAAGGGACAUUGAUUUGUGGAACCUUUCGCUGCGUUGGAGCUAGCUCAGAAGGCAAGCUGAAGCACUGCGGUGAGGUCAUUGUGGAGCGAGGCCCAGCACCGAUGAUCGGCUGCAGGGUCCGGAUUCCUGCAGGUAGGAGCCGUGGAAAUGCCUGGGAUUGCGAUUGCUGCUACGUGCGGAUCCUUGGCCUCAUGUUUCCCGCAGAUGGCGCAGCACACAGGAUGCAGGAGACCUUCAGCGCAGACGAUUUUCGCAGGACUGAGCUCUAUGGCCGCAUUGUGCUCUGCAGGGAGUCGGGCGUUCCCCGGCAGAAGCUCUUUGUUUGUUCCAAGUCCAAGAAGACCAACCACGAAAGAUACGUGGCUUUCAAGGCCAUCAAUGGAAAGCUGCCUCCCAUUCAGGUGCCUUGGCCAAAGGGCACAACACCUGCGAGCAUAUCCGACUUGCACGUAGUGGAGGUCCGAAGCUGGGAUGGCGACCGCCCGCCAACGGGAAAGUACGUGAAGAGCUUGAAGAUGCACACGCGCGACUCUGAUGCUGCUAUCCUCGAGCCUGUGCAGAUUUCCAUGAACUUCUGCGAUUGGGAGCAGAAGACUCUAUUGCCCGCUGAGGGUUUCCCAAGGCCUGAUCUGUCCUCACGCAUGCGCUUUUGCAAUUCCAGCCCGGUGGUUGGCAUACAGCACAAAAGCUUGCCGACGAGCGUGGUGGUGUCCUGCAUGCCGGAUACAAGCCUGCAUGUCCAUGUCCUGGAUAUCAAUGCUUACAUUGACAGCCCUGAGCUCCAGCACAUCCACAAGCUUGCUCAACGACGCGCAGUUGGCGUAUGGUUCAUGGACCAUGAGGACAUGCCCUUAGAUGCCAGCCUGCCCUUCUUUCCCCCAGAGAUGGAGAAGCAGCUGACUUUCACGGAGGGCUGUGAGCGCGCUGCCGUGACUUUCACCUUCCCCCUUACAAAGCACCAGGUAGUCGACAUGCAAAACGUGCAAAUCUCGGAGACCAUCGUGCGAUGUGAUUCGCUUUUGAGCCCUGCAGAUGCCGGUCGCUUGAUCCUGGAGGAAGCAGACGGAGACGCUAUCGGCAGGACGCUUCGUCUUGUAGCACGCCUUGCUAAGAAGUUUGAGGAUGCAGAGGUUGCCAGAGAGAGCCUUGCGGUGUUCGAGCAUCUCGACAUCAAUUUCAGUCGCAAGGCAUGUAGCAGUACUCUCUUUGCACAACUCGUCAGCUCUCGGACCAUGCGAACUCUCACGUACAUGGUUGACCGGCAUGUUGGCAGCCUCUUGAUGGGGCAAUCUUGGUCUGAACUGCUCGUCGGUGAUACGCAGCCAUCGUCUGCACUGUCGGUGACGUAUUCCCACAGCCAACCUGACCCAUCCACUUGGAAAGUCAUGGAGCGUUUGCUCCGCCUUAGGCCGGCAGAAGGUCAACGAAACCUGACGGUAAGGGAUGCCGUGCAGUCCUUGAGAGAAAUCCUGGAGCAGCCUGGAAUUUCCGAAUUGCAACAGCAUUGCUUCCAGUCGUCCUUCAUUCGUCGACUGCGGAAUUGUUUUCCUCAGGCCUACUAUGAAGUCCAUCCGGUGUCAGAAAAGCGUGCUGAGGCUUCGAACUGCAGCUUCUUUCGCCACGAACCGAUUUUUCCUGUGACAGCUCCGCUGCAGCGCAAUCUUGACAUCCUCGGCAUGCGAGCGUUGAAGUGCCAUCUCGGCCUAGCACGCCCAUUGGAUCACAUGCUUCUCACCAAGUCAGAGCUGCAUGAGGCGGUUGCUCGAUCAAAUGCCAGGACAAGUGCGAAGAACUUCGGACUGCACAUUUUCAGGGUCAUUUCCUGGAUGAAAGAGCUAGUGCCUGGACGUCGUGUCUCGGAUGCCUUGAUCGGAGCUGUUGGACCGAGCUACAUCAACGUUCUGAUUCCUUCGCCCUGUGCCAAUAUCCUCGAGCUCAAGGUGCCAGUGGCAGCUCUGUGCGGCGACACCUGUGCUUCAGACUAUGAUGUAGCCACACAGUCCAUAAGGCUGGCAGGCGGAGCAUCGCCCAUGGAGCCUGGUCUUGCAAUUCGCACGUGGUAUUUCCCGCCUAUGGUGUGCACUAUAGCAAGGAACUGUGCGCAGCCCAUUCCCCAUCAUGCCGCUGCUAACUCAGUCCUGGUUUCUGAGAUGAUCUUUGAGGAAAAGCAGGGCACCACCGCAUCGCUCUCCUUCCCUGUAGGCCACAGAAUGUUCCCCGAGAUGUUCUCGUCAUGUCCUGAUCUCACCGAGUGGGCAUUGAUGGAUCGCCGCUUGGAGAAGUAUUCGGAGCUUUGGGCCCGAGUUCGGACAUGCCAAGUCCACGCAGGAGCAGUCAACAGUUCUUUGUACACUCAAUCUGCCAGAGUGCAUGCCCCGAAGUGGCACGCAGCAGAUGCAACAUGGUAUCUCCAGUGCAAAGUGGAGAUUGCUCUCGCUGAACAUCAAUGGCUGCAUGACGAAGAUCUGGCUGUUCUGAGCUGUCAACAAGCAGAUCGUAUUUUGGAGCUACGCGGUGUCGUUUCUCAGACACGCUUCACCGGGAAACGCAUGACUCAUGGUGAGUCUGUGCAGGCGUUCAGCAUCGAGAUAAAGCUUUCCCAAGCCUGUCAUGGACUCAGGGAGACGCAGGCAGAUUUCAUCCUUGCUGGCGCCACCCUUUCAGUCUGCUUCAUCGCGGUGGCCCGGAACGAGAAGAAGAGCAUUCGCAUGCUCAAGGCGCUCCCCCAAACGCUCCCACUUCAAGGCAUGCCCCUCACUUCGACCCGAACGGCUUUGCAGCAGAAACGAGACUUGGAGAUGAGACCCUUGCUCACGAAGGCCCAAGUGAACCUGGCCUUGGACAAGCCAGAAUACCAGGUUGAGGGCUGCAAGGGCCUCAAUGACAAGCAGCUGCUAGCAUUGAAGCGCGGAUUGCAGAUGCAUUUUACCAUGGUCCAAGGCCCGCCUGGCACUGGCAAGACCUCUUUGCUUCAGCAACUCAUCUUGGCCGCUGUUUCUGCCAUGCCUGGCAGACAUGGCAGACAACCCAAAGACCGUGAUCGUAUUCUCGUUUGUGCGCCGUCGAAUCAGGCUGCUGACCACCUUCUGGAUAGAUUGGUCCGAGACACGACCAUUCCAGCCCACUAUGUCACCCGCGUGUACUCAAGGUCCAUUGAGCAAGAGAAUGGAAGCACCUACAGCACUCGCAAUUCCGGAAGCGAGCGCAGAUUCGACAUUCAGAAUCACCUGGAAGAGCAUGCGCUGCACUACAAAGUGAGCCAGUUUCUCCAUUCAUCCUCCAGGCAGUCUGAGGGCAUGGACCAGAAGGCUCUCAAUCGGGCAUAUGAGAUGGCGGAGGAGAAAGUCUUGAAACAAAGCUACAUCGUGAUCACGACCUGUGCCAACUCCUACCUUCACACGUCGCUUAGCCAUGGUGAUGGGGUCCGUCCUGUCUCUUUCCACACGGCAGUCAUUGAUGAGGCCGCACAGGCGAGCGAGCCUGAUGUGGUGCUUGCUGCAACACUCGCCGCUCACCGCAUCGUCGUGGUUGGAGAUCAUCAACAGCUAGGCCCGGUGGUACCUGAACGUAACCUUUGUGCUGCCUAUGUCAUGGCCUUGGAGACCCCGUUCCUGGAGCGCAUGGUGCAGAAUCCUCGGCGCCUUCGGCUCAGCACCAUGCUGGAUGUGCAAUACCGUAUGCAUCCCUCUAUCCGCAGCUUCCCAUCUACGCAGUUCUAUGAAUCGAAGCUCCUCGAUGGAGUUUCUAUGCCCUUUAGGCCAAAGCUGCGGUGUCUCUGGCCACAGGAGAAGGAGCAUCGCCUCUUUAUCGAUUGCCGGAGCCCCCAGUCUAAGGACAGAAAUCCGGCGGCUCAGUCUGCACAAAGUCUGACUUCCUUGAAAAACUCCGGUGAGGCAGAGGUUGUUGCUCUUGUUUGCAGGGCGCUGCUUGAACAAGGUUGUUCAGGAAUGGACAUUGCAGUCCUUACCCCAUACACAUCCCAGCAACAUGAAAUCCGUGCACAGCUGGAAUGUGCCGUGGGAAGAGGCAGGGCUUCAAGCAUCCUGGUGGGAACAGUGCAUGCUUUACAGGGCUCAGAGCGGGAGUACAUCAUCCUUAGUUUCGUUCGAAGUGUCUCUGAAGAGAUGCAAGAUGUUACCCGCUCCACGGAAGCUUUCUCAAAGGGAGACUCUGCGGCGUUGCGUGAACUGCGCGCACAGAACAUCGGCAUAGUGUCAAACCGAAAGCUCCUGAAUGUGGCCCUGACACGCGCAAAGUAUGGCCUCGUUUGCAUUGGCAACGCAGAGGUGCUCAGCAGCGGAUCCAAAGACUUCCUGGAUAUGAUCACGAGCCUUGACGGUUGCAGAUGCCUGGUUGAUCGACAAAGUUUUCUGAAGAGGCUGCGAGAAAGCCGCUGGCCAAAGUCCAAAAGCAGAGGAAGUCCUCCCACCGCCACUGCAUUGGCAACGAUUCGGCCAGAGGAUUCUGCUUCACAGGUUGGACUCCGUAUCUCGCCUUCAAGGGAUGCUGGAACUGAAUGUUCUGUGCUUUCUGUAUCGAGUUCCAUCUCUGUCGUCUCGGAAGCUGGUGGGGGACCCAAAUGCUUUCUGCGUGGUACCCUGUUGCCGGCUGCAAGUGGGAUGCAUGUUCCUGUUGAGUCCAUCGAUACUGGUACACGAAUCAGCGCCGCAGGCAGCAAUGACUUAUUGCAGGUGGCUGACGUGCAGGUUCAUCGUGAUGAGUUUGACCUAGUCGAUAUACAGACUCAGUUCGCAUGGAUUUUGGUGACCUCAACGCAUCGGAUUGUCAUGGAGUGUGGCGAGAGGAGGCAAGCCAGUCGAGUAAACGAAGGUGACAUUGUGCAAACGAGCGGUGGUGGUGCUCCCGUCAUGUACGUUCACCGGUAUUCAGCUCGUGUCGACGUCUUCCAAGUGGUGUUCCAUCCAGACCAGCCGGUUGAGGCCAUUUGGCCUUCCCCGCACCAGAUCUGGACAUGUGGCCAUCCUCCCACACAAGCUGCUCCACCUGGUGGGAAGGCCUUUGGCAAGGGAAGAGACGAUCGCCACCGGGCCACUCGACGCUCCGGCCAAAAUAGACGUCCAGGAUUCCGGAAUGAACCAGGCACCUCCUCAGGGGGAACGCGAGAUGGAACAAGCCGCACAGACAGCUAUCAAGGAGAUGCAGUCAGUGUUGCAGAGACCUUUGAUCAGUUCGAA